AUGGCGGUCCAGACCAAGAUUACGACGGCGACGUCGGUUCUGAUCCCAAUCUACAUCCCGUCAUUCGUUUUGAGCUACCUGGCGCAGCCGCAGGCUGAAAUUAUUAAGGAGAUGCAAGUCUUGUUGGCCGAAAAGGCCGUUGUGGACGACGACAACAACGAGGAACGAAUCGAAGAGGAGGUUGUUGAUAUCACCAGCUCCACGUCCAUCCAGCCAAGGCCCCUCAACGGUCUACGCACCCUGCUCCUGGGUGUCCCGAGCCCCAGCAAGCUUUUGUCCUUCCUGGCCGUCCUCACCAACACCAUCCUCGUGGCUCUGGUAGCCGACCGCCUGUACUCGGAGCACGCCAUCACGGCCGACGACCUUUCGUUUGUGCGCCUCGGCUACGUCUCCGACACCGAGGCCAAGUUCUUAAUCCGCGAGCCGGAUCAGGCGAAAAUGCCCGUCUCCAUCGACCUCCGCAUGCGCGACGCGCAGCCGCCGUUUGACAAUCCCCUGUGGCAGACCGCCGGCGGCGCGCGGUGGACGGACAACAGCACCGACUACACGGUCGUGGUGAACGUCAAGAUCCCGCACCCGGGGCAGCGCGUGUAUGAGUGGCGGACCUCCAACAACCACUCGGGCGAGUUCGUGUCGGGACUCAAGGCGGGCGUCGCGCCCGCCCUGCACGACGGCAACUUCACGUUUGUGGCGACGUCGUGCAUGAUCUCGCGCGUGCCGUACACGCCGCUGGACCACCCACUGGCGAUCCCGGGCACGCGGCACCUGGCACGCGUGCUGCCGUCACUGGGUGCACAGUUCAUGCUGUUUCUGGGUGACUUUGUCUAUGUCGAUACGCCGCGCUGGUGGGGCAAGUCGGUCAGCGACUACCGCCAAAAGUACCGCCAGGUGUAUGCGUCGCCGGACUGGAACCCGAUUGCGCAGAACCUCAGCUGGAUCCAUGUGCUCGACGACCACGAGAUCGCUAACGACUGGGACAAGCGGGAGACGGGUAUCUACCACGCCGCUGUGGACCCCUACCACCACUACCACACGGCGGCGAACCCGCCGCUGGCCCGCCAGGCAGGUGCCGGGGGUCUGCUGCGCGGCGCGCGGGCGGGUGCCACGUACUUUGAGUUCUCGCAGGGCCCGGCCAGCUUCUUCAUGCUGGACACACGCUCGUACCGAUCGAGCAAUUCGAUGCCUUUUGACAGCGCGAACAAGACGAUGCUGGGCGCAGACCAGCUGGCCGAUUUCCUGGCGUUUCUGCGGCGGCCCGAGCCACGCGGCAUUAAGUGGAAGAUUGUGGCGUCGUCGGUGCCGUUUACCAAGAACUGGCGCAUUAACACGCGCGACACGUGGGGCGGAUUCCUGGUCGAGCGCCAAAUCAUUCUGGAGGCCAUGUGGGAUGCCGGCCUGCAGGGCGUGGGCGUCGUGAUUCUGUCGGGCGACCGGCACGAGUUUGCGGCGACGCAAUUCCCGCCGCCGGCGCCCAACGCGUCGGACCCGGCUGCACCACCUGCGCGCUGGCCCGCCAGUGUGGCCGUACACGAGUUCUCGGCGAGCCCGUUGAGCCAGUUCUACUCGCCCGUGCCGAGCUACUUCCAAUGGGGCAGCGAGGAUGUCAAGAUUGCGUACAUUUACCGGGGCAACUCCAAGUUUGGCGCCAUCACGAUCCUGCCUCCGUCCGCAUCCACCGACCGCGGCGACGCAGCCGCGGGGUCACACAGCCGGCUGCAGUACCGUCUGUUUGUGAACGGCAAAGAGGCAUGGAACACCAUCCUCGAGACACCCGAGGCGCUGGAGGGGUCCAAGUCACGGCCCAAGUCGUUCUGGAGCAAGCUUUUGGGAUAG
Molecule: messenger RNA, 1833 nt
Organism: Sporothrix brasiliensis 5110
Lineage: Eukaryota; Fungi; Ascomycota; Sordariomycetes; Ophiostomatales; Ophiostomataceae
Product: alkaline phosphatase D
Exons: 2
Coding region: 1-1833 (610 amino acids)
Source: RefSeq, a predicted model, not a curated record